UUUCCUUUUAAUCGUCUUCUGAUGUUGACUGCUUUCAAGAUCCAUAAAUUUGUUCUUAUAGUAAGCUUGUCUGUUGCAUAUUGAAGAAUAUGUAAGAUCAGUACAAAAACCAGAAUCAAUUGCAAGUUUUAUUAGGUGCUUAAUUUCUAGAUUAAUCUUCAUUCUUACUCUAUAAAUACAAUGGCUUCAGGUUCGCAUCUCCACACCUCAAAAAUCUCCUUGCAAAAUAUCAAUCAAUUCUAUUUUCACCCCUCCUCUGAUCAUUUCUCAAAUCACAAGUAAUCAUGGGUGUUUUCACUUAUGAAUCUGAGGUUGUUACUUCAAUCCCACCAGCCAAGAUGUUUAAGGCUUGUAUCCUUGACGGUGACAAGCUCAUUCCCAAGGUUGUUCCUCAGGCAUUUAAGAGUGUUGAGUAUAUUGAAGGCAAUGGUGAGCCUGGCAGCAUCAAGAAAGUUACUUUUGGAGAAGGUUACUUAAUAUUUGCCUUUCUAUAUGCAGGAAGCCAAUUCAAUCACGUAAAGCAGAAGAUAGAAGCACUAGACAAAGAAAAUUUUGUGUAUAGUUAUAGUAUAAUCGAAGGCGAUGCUUUGAUGAACACUCUUGAGAAAAUCACUUACGAAACCAAAUUAGAACCCUCUGCAGCUGGGGGAUCCAUAUGUAAGACUACUAGUAAGUAUUACACCAUUGGAGACUUACAGCUCAAGGAAGAGGAAAUCAAGGCAGGAAAAGAAAAGGCCUCGGGAAUGUUCAAGGCUAUUGAAGCCUACCUCUUGGCAAAUCCUGAUGCCUGCUAAAAAUCAAAAUAUUAAGAAUUUGAGAUAGCAUCCACUUCAAUGAUCAUACAAUGUGGAAUGCAUAUGUGCCUUUUUUUUUUUUUUUUUUAAUUUCUAGUUUUAGCAGUUGAUGGUCAAUAUGGCCUUCUUAUUGCUAAUAAGAGUUCACAGUUUGUCCUGACUACCAGGAAGCUUGAACUGAAAAUGGCAACUGCCUGUAAUAAAUAAAGAAGCAUCGAAUGUGUUUAAGCUUUAAAUUAAAAGUUGUUUUCUAAUAAAGCUAUCCAUUGAAAAUGAUAAGUUUGGU
This is a messenger RNA of Durio zibethinus, 1080 nucleotides long. The record is from RefSeq and is a predicted model, not a curated record. NCBI's taxonomy places the organism in Eukaryota, Viridiplantae, Streptophyta, Magnoliopsida, Malvales, Malvaceae.